CCCCUACCAAAAAUUUCAUUUCUUCCUCGUUUCUCUCUGUUUCAAUGCCUUUCUCAGUGAAAACAGAGCAGAAUCCUACUGCUCCCGAUAUGUCGUCGAACCCAGCAGCAAUGUUACUGCCGCCGGGGUUCCGCUUCCACCCCACCGACGAGGAGCUCAUCCUCCACUACCUCGCCAACCGAGCCGCCGCGCAGCCGUGCCCGGCCCCGAUCAUAGCCGAGGUCGACAUCUACAAGUUCGAUCCUUGGGACCUCCCAGCCAAAGCGUGGUUUGGGGACAAGGAGUGGUACUUCUUCAGUCCGAGGGACCGGAAGUACCCGAACGGCCUCCGACCGAACCGCUCCGCCGGGAAGGGCUACUGGAAGGCGACCGGGACCGACAAGCCCAUCGCGUCGAGCAAGGGGAAUGGGAACAUUGGAGUGAAGAAGGUGCUGGUUUUCUACACCGGUAAACCGCCAAAGGGGACUAAAACCGAUUGGAUCAUGCACGAGUACCUUCUGUCUCAGGCGCACAAGAAGAUGAACAACAAUUGCAAAGCCAUGAAGCUCCGAGACUCUUCGACCUCGAGGCUGGACAAUUGGGUGCUCUGCAGAAUCCACAAGAGAUCCAGCUCCCACGAAGCAGAGAAAGAGACAUCAACAUCCGCAGACGAUGUGGGCGUUUCCAUCACUGCAAGUCCUCCAAGAACGACAACUCUUCUACGUGACAGCAUUCUGAACCUGCCGAAAUCCUACUCCUUGUCGGAGCUGCUGAGUGCCGUUGACUGUCCUGAGAUCUCCCAGUUGCUCGAGCACCCUUACGACGCGCUCGGCUUGUGGAACAACUCGUUCAGCCAAGAUCUCAGCAACAGCUGCUUCCAAAUCGAAACGCUCUCCCCUGUUUCAGUUUCAGAGAUCAACAACAGUAACUCGCUGAAGCGCCCCUUCACGACCAAUUACUGCUUCCAAGAUGGACCUAAAAUGUUUCCGGCAGAAAAAAAAGCAAGAACAGAAACUAAUUUAAAUUUGACAAAUCACCAAUCCUUCUUCAACCAACACGUCGUCGUGUCGGGAUCUCACUUGGGCUAAAGCUGUGAAGCCUGAGAGUAAGAACAGAGUACCUCUGACGUGGAAUUCAAGACCAAAAUUUAAUUUAUCGUGUAGAUUUCCUCGCGCGAUCUGUUGUGGAUAAUGAAUUAGUUAAACAGUUUGGGAAAAAAGAAUUGUGAUGGUUUUCCCGAGUGUGACGUCAUUGACCUGUGUUUCGUCUUAGGAUUGUGCUGUUGGAUAUGAAUUGUAUUGGAAAUAUUGAAUCUUUUGUCCUGUA
Messenger RNA from Zingiber officinale, 1305 nucleotides. Its product is annotated as NAC domain-containing protein 2-like. The coding region runs from base 45 to 1067 and encodes 340 amino acids. Lineage: Eukaryota; Viridiplantae; Streptophyta; Magnoliopsida; Zingiberales; Zingiberaceae. The record is from RefSeq and is a predicted model, not a curated record. Gene Ontology annotation, biological process: regulation of DNA-templated transcription. Gene Ontology annotation, molecular function: DNA binding. The transcript is spliced from 3 exons.